CCCUACUCAAGGUCAUUUGGUGCAGCUCCCUACUCAAGGUCAUUUGGUGCAGCUCCCUACUCAAGGUCAUUUGGUGCAGCUCCCUACUCAUGGCCAUGAUGUGAAACUUCCUACUCAAGGUCAUUUGGUGCGACUCCUUACUCAAAGCCAUGGGGUGAAGCUCCCUAUUCAAGGUCAUGUGGGGCAUCUCACUAAUCAAUGUUAUGGGUUGCAGCUCCCUGCUCAAGGUCAUGAUGUGCAACUCACUACUCAAGGUCUUGUAUUUCAACUCCCUAUUCAAGGUCAUGGCAAUCAACUUUCAACUAUAGGAAAUGGAAUGCAGCUCCCAACUGAAGGCCAUGGAGUGCAGCUCCCAACUGAAGGGCAUGGGGUGCAGCUCCUUACCCAAGGCCAUGAGGUGCAGCUCCCUUUAAAAUGGGCACCCGUCAAGCCCAUAUCAUCAUCAUAUUCGUUAAGGUAAUGUGGCCCAGUAAAGCCUCCAUAUGUUUACCAGCCAAGACUAUGUUAAGGUGAUAUGGCCCAUUACACAACAAAAACAUUCCCCCCCCCCAUAUCCAGCUUUUUCAAGCAGCAUAUUUGACAUAUGUGCAAAUGAGUGUGUUAACAGAACAGUUCCAUCACUACUUUACCAGUCAAAGAAAAUCAGCUAAGUUUGAUCUUUCAAGGUUGUAAAUUGGAAGCACUAAAGUAUCAACUUUUCACCUGAGAUAGGUUGUUAUGGUAUUUAACAUACUUGUUACAGUAAAUACAUUCAAUUGGUCGAUUUUGAUCUCCCCCCCCCCCCCCNUUGGGACCCCACCACCCCUUGGGACCCCACCACCCCUUGGGACCCCGCCACCCCUUGGGACCCCACCACCCCUUGGGACCCCGCCACCCCUUGGGACCCCACCACCCCUUGGGACCCCACCACCCCUUGGGACCCCACCACCCCUUGGGACCCCACCACCCCUUGGGACCCCACCACCCCUUGGGACCCCACCACCCCCAGUCAAUUUUGAUCUUCAUUUAAAAAAAAAUAUGUUGAAUCAAAUUCUCUCUCCGGUUAUUACGAAUCUUGACCGGGACCGCACCCAACUAAAAUGAAUGAUCUGGGGACACAUCCACCCCCAACCAUUUUUCAUUUUUCUCCUUUAUAUUCAGUGUGUACAUACUGUAUGGAUGGCUGCAUUUGUUUUAAUCUACGACUUUUUCAGUAUGGUUAGCUCAAAUUUAACAUUAAAUUACCUCGUGGUGUAUUGAUUUAAUGGUGCUUUCAACAAAACUCGGGUUAUUCCUGUUUAUUGAGGCACUUAUUUUUAACAUCAAUUCCUUUGUGUAAAUAUUUUAAGGUGUUUUUUCGCUCACAAAAUUCUGUGUGCUGUCUUGUUUAUUGCUGAAUUUAUUUUUUCAUUCUGGCCAAAGAAUUCAGCAAUACAAAAAGACAAAACCUUACCUCAAGAAAAGGAAAACCCGCAGGCCAAAACCCAGAGGUAAGAUGAUGAUUUAGUUUCGUAUUAUCCUUCCCACGUACAGCGGUAAGAUGAUGAUUUAGUUUCAUAUAAUGCUUCCCAUGUACAGCGGUCAGAUGAUGAAUUAGUUUUGCAUAAUCCUUCCCACGUACAGCGGUAAGAUGAGGAUUUAGUUUCGUAUAAUCCUUCCCACCUACAGUGGUAAGAUGAUGAUUUAGUUUCGUAUAAUCCUUCCCACAUACAGCGGUAAGAUGAUAAUUUAGUUUCAUAUAAUCCUUCCCACAUACAGCGGUAAGAUGAUAAUUUAGUUUCAUAUAAUCCUUCCCGCGUACAGUGGUAAAAUGAUGAUUUAGUUUCAAAUAAUCCUUCCCUCAUACAGCGGUAGGAUGAUGAUUUAGUUUUGUAUAAUCCUUCCCACGUACAGUGGUAAAAUGAUGAUUUAGUUUCAUAUAAUCUUUCCCACCUACAGUUAUAGAUGAUGAUUUAGUUUCAUGUAAUCCUUCCCACGUACAGCGGUAAGAUGAUGAUUUAGUUUCAUACUAUCCAUCCCACCUACAGCGGUAAGAUGAUGAUUUAGUUUUGUAUAAUCCUUCCCACGUACAGCGGUAAAAUGAUGAUUUAGUUUCAUAUAAUCUUUCCCACCUACAGUUAUAGAUGAUAAUUUAGUUUCAUAUAAUCCUUCCCACCCACAGUGUUAAGAUGAUGAUUUAGUUUCAUAUAAUCUUUCCCACCUACAGUUAUAGAUGAUGAUUUAGUUUCAUAUAAUCCUUCCCACCCACAGUGUUAAGAUGAUGAUUUAGUUUCAUACUGUCCAUCCCACCUACAGUGGUAAGAUAAUGGUUUGAGCAGAGGUAGAUGAUGGUGUAAGUAGUGGUAGAAUGAUGAUGGUUAAAGCAGUGUAAGAGGAUGAUGUAAGCAGUGGUAAAAAGAUGAUUUAAGCAGUGUUAAGAUUAUGAUAUCGUAUCAUGUAUAACUUUUCUUACUUACAGCUUUAGGAUUUUCAAUCACAAUUCAAAAUGUUCCUUUUGUCACUUCAACCUUCAUUAUUUAGUUUUUACUUUCAUUAGGUGUAUUGUAUUCGAUCAGUUUUAAAAGCAAGUCUUGUGAUGUGUAUUAUUCUUAAUCUAAGGAAUCUCUGUGGCUUUGGAUGAAUACUAUUAUGGCAGGUUGGAAGGAGUUCCUAACUACCAAGAAGAGAAGGACAGUUUUAGAUUUGAAGUGAGUUUUGAUUUUUCCAGCUGUGAAAUGUCUGUGAAAUCUCAUAAUAAAAAAAGAUUAGCUGUUAUGGGGGCGGGGGGUUUGGUGUUAUUUGGUAUUGUCAUUAUUUGAAUGAAGCUUGGCAUUCAAAGUACGGGAAACCCCGCUACAACGCUGUCAUGGGAAGGCUCACAGAAUAACCCCGCUACAACGCUGUCGUGGGAAGGCUCACAGAAUUACCCCGCUACAACGCUGUCGUGGGAAGACUCACAGAAUUACCCUACUACAACACUGUCAUGGGAAGGCUCACAGAAUUUCAUAUAUUCAGUUGCAGAUAGUUAUAUUUUUGGCAAGCACAUGAAGAAAAAAAAUUAUAAAACUUGAUAUUCUUAUACAACACAAUCGCAAAUCCACUAAAACUAGCCAUCAUCAACAGCACAUAGCUGACCAACCACUAGACAUAAAAGCAUUCUUUUGUUUUAAUCAAAUGACCUAUCUUCCUACUUUUUAAAAAAAACAACAUUCCAACGUUAUUCGAUUUUAGGGAACCCAAAUAUCAUGUAACAGCAGAGGUCUCACUGUAAGGUGCUGUGAUACAUUAGUCUUGUUUUUUUUCCCGUUCAAUUUUUACAUCAGAUUGAAACAAAAGCUUUCAAAUCAAAUUUAAAGUACCAGUAAGUUAAAAAAAAAAAGACAGCUUACAGGGACAGUGACUAAAUGAACACUUUAUUUAACUGCAUCUGCCAAUGCUUACUCUUUUGUUUCUAGUGUUUUCACUGUGGCAAGGUGCUGUAUAAUAAUGUCAGGACCAUGCUGCACAUCAACAGACACCUAUACCCAGAGUGGGUUGUUGACUUGGACUCUGGUAACCUUGCAGGGUGCCUAAAAUGCAACAGGGACUUUGACAACCCAUUUGAAAUGCAGACACACUACGACAAGGUAAAAAAAAUGUAAAUGAUAAAUGUCUAAGAGUUUUGAGUUUUAUUAACUUGAGUGUCACUGUGUAGCAGUAAUUAAUUUUAAGCACAUCAGCAGAGCAAUCAUUUGGAAACUUUGUUAACAUAAAAUAGGGUACUAUAUUCUCCUCCUUCUUGUUGCUUGCACAGGGGAGGCAUCAUGGGGUACUGGGUAUGAUUCAUUACUGAUGUCGUUGGGAAUGAUGAAUAGGGACACCAAGAGUAACAGGAUGUGUCUUUGGUCAUUGUGAAAAUGUCCCCCCCCCACCAACGGGACCAAGUUAGAUGAGCACCACAACUAAGCUACUGCGCCUUGCGGGAGCUGGGGUGCCAAAUGUGUGACAAUUGGAAUGACCACGGGUGGGCAGUGUGAACCAUUUAUGGUACUAUAUUAUUUGAACAGGUAUUCCAGACAGGUUAUGGGAGAGUUUGUGUCCAGACUGUAUUGUUGUGACGUUGGGGACAUGUAGGGGUUAUUCAGAGAUCAGAGUAUGAGACAUUCAGUGAGCAGAAAGCAAUAUACAAGCUUUGUUUGUUUGUAGUCAGUUCAAUUUAGUCACGGGGGAAUUGUAAAAGAUAGCAGGAUUGUGAGAAAAAGCAGAAUUAUGAGAGACAGCAGGAUUGUGAUAAAAAGCAGGAUACAAGCUGUGUUUGUUCAAUUCAGUCUGGGAGAAAUUGUGAGAGACAGUAGGAACGAUUCUGGAAAGUAGUUUUUUAUUUUAAAACAAAUUUGCCAUUUGUGGCCAAAUAAAUCCUGGAUGAUGUAUGUUUCUUGUGGUGAAUUUCCAAAACUAUGCAAAUGAAAAAAACAUUUUAUUAUGUUUUUGGUAGCACCCUGCAUCAGGGAAGUUGGAUUCUCUGGAAGCCCCAACAAGUCCAAAAAUGUAACACUUUGACUAGUGAACAUUUAGAAAAUCCCAUGAGGGCAGGUGCUACUGAUAACUAUCUCAAAUCAUGAAAACUGCAAGUACAAUCGUAAGCACAAUAUCUCAUUAAGAAGUGCUACAGUUUUUAUUCUCUUUAUCUGUAUUCUUGACGAGCCAAAAAUUCUAUUUGAAGCAUGCCUCUUUAUGAGUAAGGUGAUAAUUAUUAAUGAUAUGAAUAAUUUUCUAAAAAGUAAAAUAAAAAAAAUCUAAAUCUUACUUUUGAGUUGUCAUUUGCUGUCCUUGGGUUCAAGUAAUUUUUUUUUUUUUUUUUACCAAUGUAGUCUAAAAGGUUGGACUGUACUGAUCUACAUAAUGAUCCUCAAUGUAGCUUGUUGCUGGAAGUCCCUUUCUUUUUUUUAAAUGGACAAGGCUGUGCAAUAGUAACCACUUUGAGGAAAUUUUAGUUAACAGUAAACAAUAAUUACACAUCUGUUGGCGGCAUUCUUAUCAAGAUCUGUAAUGUCAGCUGGUGUUCUUUUAGUUUCUGUUAAAUAAUUAAAUAUAUUUAGUGUCAAUGACAAUGGACAGCAUUAGACUUGGUCAUUAUGACUAUUUGUCCCCAUGGCUUGACUUUUGGCAUCACUGACUUUUGCCUACUAUUUAUUCCUGUGGCAUGACUUUCAGUAUCACUUAGUUGGUCAUUAUGGCUAUUUAAUCCUAUGGCUUGACUUUUAGUGUCAGUGACUUGGUCAUAAUGCCUAUUUCUUCCUUUGGUUUGACUUUUAGUAUCACUUACUUGGUCAUUGUGCCUAUUUGUUCCUAUAGCUUGAUGUUUGGUAUUGCUGACUUGGUCAUUAUGCCGAUUUCUUCCUUUGGUUUGACUUUUGGUAUCACUGACUUGGUCAUUAUGUCUAUUUAUUCAUGUGGCUUGACUUUAUUUUAUGUGCUAUUGGUUUCUUAAACUUAAGUUGGUGAGAUUUUUGUUGUACAAGUUUUAAAAGCAGACAACAGUUUGAAUUAUUUAUUUUAUUUUUCCCUUUUGUCCCUCUUCUCUUGCUGGAAACUUCCAAUUAAAUGACUGAAGAAAGAGGACGUUUGAAUUCGACACCCACGGGCGGAAGGAAGCCUUCCAACUGUAAAAUUUGAUCUAAGUUUUACAAACCAUUGGCAUGAUGUGAUGCCCCUUACAAAAACCUGUGGCAGGCUGAGAUUUCCCAGUCUCUCCAUCAAUAUAAAAAGACCUUGGCUUGCCUCACAGCAAUGCAGCCUACGGUCAUCAUACUCAAUGUGAAAACAUGUCCAAAAGAAUGCAGUAAUAGGCUGAAAGUUGAAGCAGUCACAUCUAUUUUACAGUGCAAUAUAAACAAUAUCACUUUUUUUGGUUUUUAAACAAAUCCAGAAAUGAACCCAAAAAAAGAGAUUGGUUGCAUACAUUCAAAAUAUUAAUAAUUAAAUCAAAAAGUUAUUAAUUAUAAUUUUUUUUUCCUUAUAUUUUCUUUUCCUACAGUUUUUUUCCAUGCUGUCGUACAGUUUUUUUCCAUGUUGCUGUACAGUUUUCUCAAUGUUUUUGUAUAGUUUUUUUCCAUGUUGUACAGUUUUUCCAAGUAUUAGUUUUUUCUAUGCUGUUGUACUGUUUUUUCCAUGCUGUUGUAUCGUUUUUCCAUGCUGUUGGACAGUUUUUACCAUGCUGUUGUAUUUUUUUUUCCAUGCUGUUGGACAGUUUUUUUAAGGCCUUUUUGUACAGAUUUUGAUUUUGCAGAUUGGCAUGUGUUUGGGGGAUUCUGGCUUUUUUUAAGCUACUGUGAAAUAACAAUGGGAGGGCGGAUUUUGGUUGCAGGGUCGAUACGCUCAAAUAACCAGUUUAGUUUGAGGUGGCAGAAAUGGUUUAAUUCACUACAGCUUCAUCGCAGUCAAACCUUCUUCUGUCACUUUUGGUUUGCACAUUCAUUAAAAAGGCAGCCAAACCCUCUUCUGUCACUUUUGGUUGGAACAUUCAUUAAAAAGGCAGUCAAACCCUCUUCUGUCACUUUUGGUCUGCACAUUCAUUAAAAAUGCAGUCAAAUCCUCUUCUGUCACUUUUGGUUUGCACAUUCAUUAAAAAGGCAGUCUAACCCUCUUCUGUCACUUUUGGUUGGAACAUUCAUUAAAAAGGCAGUCAAACCCUCUUCUGUCACUUUUGGUUGGAACAUUCAUUAAAAAGGCAGUCAAACCCUCUUCUGUCACUUUUGGUUGGAACAUUCAUUAAAAAGGCAGUCAAACCCUCUUCUGUCACUUUUGGUUUGCACAUUCAUUAAAAAGACAGUCAAACCCUCUUCUGUCACUUUUGGUUGGGACAUUCAUUAAAAAGGCAGUCAAACCCUAUUCUGUCACUUUUGGUUUGCACAUUCAUUAAAAAGGUAGUCAAACCCUCUUCUGUCACUUUUGGUUUGCACAUUCAUUAAAAAGGCAGUCAAACCCUCUUCUGUCACUUUUGGUUUGCACAUUCAUUAAAAAGGCAGUCAAACCCUCUUCUGUCACUUUUGGUUGGAACAUUCAUUAAAAAGGCAGUCAAACCCUCUUCUGUCACUUUUGGUUGGAACAUUCAUUAAAAAGGCAGUCAAACCCUCUUCUGCCACUUUUGGUUGGAACAUUCAUUAAAAAGGCAGUCAAACCCUCUUCUGUCACUUUUGGUUUGCACAUUCAUUAAAAAGGCAGUCAAACCCUCUUCUGUCACUUUUGGUUUGCACAUUCAUUAAAAAGGCAGUCAAACCCUCUUCUGUCACUUUUGGUUGGAACAUUCAUUAAAAAGGCAGUCAAACCCUCUUCUGUCACUUUUGGUUUGCACAUUCAUUAAAAAGGCAGUCAAACCCUCUUCUGUCACUUUUGGUUGGAACAUUCAUUAAAAAGGCAGUCAAACCCUCUUCUGUCACUUUUGGUUGGAACAUUCAUUAAAAAGGCAGUCAAACCCUCUUCUGCCACUUUUGGUUGGAACAUUCAUUAAAAAGGCAGUCAAACCCUCUUCUGUCACUUUUGGUUUGCACAUUCAUUAAAAAGGCAGUCAAACCCUCUUCCUGGCACUUUUGGUUUGCACAUUCAUUAAAAAAAUGAUUUAUUUCAAGUUAUUUGAAAUUUGGAAAAGUGAUGUGCAUGCAAAUUUUAAUGUUUUAACUUACACUAAAAAAUGGCAUGGUAAAAAAUUUCACAGUAAAAAAAGAAAACGUCAAGCGCAUGGCACACUUUUGAGGUGUUGAAUGCUUAAGUAGAAAUAAUUUUGAAGACAGCCCAGGAGCAGAGUCCCAGCCAUCUCUGGCACAAAGUCCCUUGCUGAGUUAACAAUCUGACUAGUCGUUCAGCCAUCCCCACUGUUGUUUGAAUUUCAGGACCACUUGAAGCAAGACAAUCCCCAGUGUCGCAUCUGUGAGAGGAAGUUUAGCGAUGUGCAUAGACACAUGGAGACUCAGCACAACAUCUGUGAGAUGCCCUACAUCUGCCAGCUGUGCAAGUUCCGGUCAUCUAUGCACAGCGACGUCGUUCAUCAUUUUGUUACGGUAGAUAUGUAGUAUAUGUCUCAUUUAUUCUCAUCCAUCUCAUCUAUGCAUUAUAAAGUUUUUGUAUAAAAUUUUUUGUGUAACAAAUGAAAUAAAAAGGGCAUCGUGUAGCUGAACUAUGCAAAGGUUCUCUCAGAUGUCUCUUUGAACAGAGCUGAAGUGGUGUAGGUUGAAGGCACUGUGAACGAAAAUAGUUAUAAAAAAAGAUUCCUUUGGGUGCACACAAGGUUAGGAGAUGUGGCUGGUGCAUCAGGAGAAAGUGGAAAGCCUAAGGUGUAUAAUUACCCUAUUUCUUGAAGAAUUCAACAAACCUAUUUGUUGAAGAAUUCAACAAAAGAGAAUUUGUAGGUAUUUACCCAGCACUCGUGUGUCCCUCUCUCUGAAAACUAGUAAUUUUUUAGUUGUAACACUAUUUGUAACCAGCUUUGCUGUAAUUGGUGUUUAAAAUGUUUAUUUAUUUUGAUCUUAAAUUCAUAAUUUCCACAGAAGCACAACAGAUCCGAGUUUCUGCUGUGUUUGUUGUGCCUUCAUGUGAUGAAACGGCCAAGAUCCAAUGGAAAUAGUGGGAACAAAUUAAACUAUUACUAUUACCACCAUCUCAGGGGACAUGGGGUUAGUACCUGUGAUUGAUAUUGUUUAACAGCGCAGGCACAGUUGGGCGUUUCCAUUGUGUAUUUGAAAAUGUUAUGGGCUGCUGAUUUUUGCAUGACUAUCUUUCCUUAAUUUAGUCAGCUUUAAACAAUUGCUUGGCAAGGAAGGAGUAGAUGCGGCUCUUUGUAAAUCCUUUAUUAAUUGUGCUUUUGUUCCUGGCUGGCAAAAAAAUUUUGGAUAGCUAAUUGACCCACUUCCUGUUAACCUAUCGAGCUGAAACUUGGCGCACAGACUCAUUGCCGAUGACAACACAUUCUUUAAAAUUUUCUGCCCAACCCCCCAAAAUCAGUUAUUCUUUUUUUUCAAGGGGAAGAUGAAAGAAAUAUGCCAAGGAUUUCAGAAGCAAAAUUCCUGAUAACUAUGCUAAAUGAGAUAAAUAAAAGAGUAGAGUUUUUUGUGCGCGAUAUUUCUUUUGUUUUUAUGAAACAGUUGGCGAAAUUAAUCUGCAGUUUAAAAGCAGGUUGGUCAUUAGAAUAUCAAUAUAGUUCAGGGGCUUCAAAAAAGUAGGCGGUCGCAAGCCCUGGGUGAGCGCUAAUUGGGAUUCUUAUUACGUGCGUUACUUGUAUGCAUUUUUGUCAAAUUUUCAGCCCCACCCCCAUUGAUUGAUAUUACAUUUUAUAAUGGAUUUUUAUACAUUGUUUUAGGGGCUGUUUAAUUAGACAAUACUAUAGUUAAAAAAAUAUAUAACUAUAUCCACGAACUCAUGUGAUGUUACGUAGCUAUAUUUUGUAACUACACCCACAAACUCGUACAUGAUGUGUGAGUGACCUCAUACAUGAUGUGCGAGUGACCUCAUACAUGAUCCAUUGCUGAACUGGUGUGUCAUCUAGGGAUGACCUUGAAAUGAUUUUUAAUAAUCUCCUGCACAGCACAACUUUCUUUAAAUCUCUCAAAACAACUGUAGUUGGGGACUAAAAUUUAAAUCCUGUCUUUCUUUUUAUUCAGAUACAAAGGAAAGGAUGCAAUCUAGGAUGCAAUCGUUGUAAACUAAUUUUCAGGACCAAAACAGAACUAGUCGAGCAUCGUCGAACGGAUCAUCUGCCGUAUCAGGAAAGAGUCAACGGUAGGCUUAGCGUGGCUUAAGACUGACAUGGUGUGGAUGCCAAUGGCAAAUAAAAAAAUCAACAAGCCUGAGAAAUAAAUUACUCUAAAAAAAUAUAAGCUCAUCCAAAAAAAUGCAUGGCAUUUUAGGUUAUACUACAGCUUUAAACAACUCUUAUCUAUUCUAAAGAAAUUGAUGCUAAAUAUUCCACCCCUGGCCAAGUAGAGAAAGAAAGUGGAAAUGUCGGAGGCGUCAGCUGCUUAAAUGCUCCUGCUGUGAGAAAGUCUAUGGAUAAUGAACUGGUUAUACCACCCGGUGUUUCUAAGCUUGGGUGCAUUGAGUGUAAAAGGCUCGUUGGAAUUCCUGACCACUUCAGGUAAGUGCUGUGAUAGGAUAGUAGUUUUUUUUGGUGUUAAUUGGUGAUACCCCACAUGGAUCGAUUUAAAAUUACAUGUGUUUGGAAAAUUGUAAUAUGUAGAUGGCCCUUAAUCUGCCAGCAAGGUUCUGGAUGGAAAAGGCGGCUGACGGCCGGAGCAUGCACAGCUUUAGUGCUACGCCCUGUCAGUUUGGUGUAAUCUUUGGCUCAGCAGCACAAAGUAAAUUAGUAAAUUAUGUCACAGGCACAAAAACACAGCGUGGACUAAAUUAGGCUAAAUAUUACUGAUGGCGUAUGUAGCAAUUUCAUUGGCAUGAUUUGUGAAGAAAAGACAUAGCAAAAGUAUGGGUAUGGCAAAAAAUAUGAAACAUUGUAUUGACAUUUUUAACAGCCUUCUAAAAUAAAUUGAAAUGAUGAAUUUCACAGUGCUCAGCACCUACGUAAUAUAUGGAUAGCCCAAUACGGCUGCAAAGCGCAGAUGUUUAGUCUUCUUGUACUUAUAUGUAAAAAACUCGACAGUAGCAAGUAAUGGGCACUUUCAAUUAAAUAACUUCCCGGGUACCCGUUUGCCACUUUACGGUAAUGGGUACCGUAUCUUGGUAGCCUUUGUCAGUCAUACUUCUGAUGUAGACUAUUAGUUUGAUAUAUUUUGAUCAGUCAUCGAGAUAUUGCACUGAGAAGUUUUGGUCCAUUGGAGCUAUUAGAUUUUUGUUGUCCUUUAUCUCUGAAGCUACCUCUUGCCUGGCUUAAACUUUUAAUUAGGGCUCAUUCAUAAAGGACAUCCUAAAAGAUGGUGGGGGAGGGGGGGUUCCAAAUGUGAAGGAGGGCAGGUGGUUUCAAGGAUCUUGCGGAAUUCUGUCUGCUAGUAUUUUUGUAAUGUUGCAUUAGGUUCACUGGGUAUAUCAUCCAUCCCUGUGGCGCUACGGCGCAUGUAGGGCUUUGGCUUGCCUCCCCACCUCCUUCCACUCAGACCAUCUAUCCAUCCCUGUGGUGCUCAUUAUAAUCAUUAUGCUUCCCAGCUUUUCACGCUGUAUAAUCACCUGUGCAGAUAUCUGCAACCAGGUAGAGGUGGUGUUAAGAUAAGCCAGAUGUGGACAAGGGUAGGGUGGUGGAAAAAAAAGCAUAUUUUCUGCGUACACCCUUCAAGAACAAUUGUUUAUUGGUUUGAAGUUGGUGAGAAAAUUGUAAUAGUUGAGGGACAUGAAAUUUCGAUUAGAUGUUGACAUAUUUUUUUGUUUUGAGUUACCUAAAACACUGAAACCCCUUCACUGAUAUUAGAGUGACCUGUCUUGUUAUUGCAGGAAGUACUCUUGUUGCUCCCUGUGCAGAUUUGCCACAAAUUGUAGGUUUGCAUAUUCCCAUCAUGUGACUGGCUCUCACUGUGGCCAGCUGACUGAAGCUGCCUCUCAUACACCAAAUCAAGGAAGAAUGGAGGAACAGUUUUACUGUGCUUGUGGAUUUGUUAGCAAUUAUGGGAACCUCAUUGGUGAGUGUUAGAAAAGCAGGGUUUACUUUCAUUUGAAUUUUGAGGAAAUAAGUAAAUAAGCCAGACGACAACCAAAAUAUUUGGUAAACUGACUUUUAAUAAUAAUAAUUGUAAAGUUUAAGUUAUUUCUAUGUGUUACAUUUUUUAAAACUUACAAACUUAAUUGUCUAUAUACUAUCACAGCCAAUCAUCUGGUUGCAUGCUCUAAAAGUUCCUGCUCCAAAUAUGUGUGUCCAGCAUCAGCUUUAGAAGAAUUAGGUAAGUUAACUCCUGUUAUAAUUUUUUUUAAAAAUUAGAUUAAAAUGAAACAUAUUCAUAUGAACUUUGAACUUUGGCCCUUUUAAAACAAAACAAAAUCAUUUCAGUAUGAAGGAUUUAAAUAUUUGCUGACUGAUUAGUUUCCAGUAGUGUUUCAUAAGCACCAGAAUGACCCUAAGUUAACAUCCAGCUUAUUUGAUAACACCUCCCCCCACAAUUCUCUUCUGCUGAUUAUUGUUGCAAAAUUACUAAUCUAUUUUAGUUCGGAAGUUAAUUUUUUAAAAUUUGUGCAUUGGGAAAAGUGUUAAAACAUUUCCCUCAUAGGCCUUCUUGUAAAAGCUAAACUGGAAAAAUCAUGGAAAAGGAGUGCCAGCUGGCUGUAAAUUUUUCUCAAUUAAUUAAUGAGAUUUUUAACUUUCUUGUUGAUUGUACUUCAUUUUUUGUGUGCUCAUUUCAUUUUGCCUUUUCUAUAUACAGAUCAAGAUAUGGAGAUUAAAGAAGAAAUAGAAUCUGGGGAUGAAACAAACAUGGGAAAUAAGGCAGCUGACGGCUGCAUGAGUGACAAUGAUGGUGAGGUCAAAUAUGGUUACACUCAGGCUUUCAGUGAUAUGGUCGAUGAGGACAAGCACAGAUACUCCAAGGCGCUCAGUGAUAUUGUCAGUGAGGACAAGCUGAAGCAAGAGGUUAAGGAAGAAGUGGCAAUGGAAAUAAUUCAAGACACUGAAGAGUUCAGCUGAGCUGCAGCAAAUACAGUAGAGCCGUUCAGUUCAAAAUAAUGAGGAUUAAUUUUUAAUUUUUGGUAUUCAGGCCUAUACUUGAUUGGUUUGAGACCUAAGUGUAGUUGACUGAAGAUCUACAUUUAAAGCCUCAAGAGCUAUGUGCAUAGAAACUGAUUAAAUGAUGGACUUCUGACUUUGGUAUGAGCAUAUGUGAGUAAAUUGACUGAAAUAACUAUUGUCUUAUCUAUAAAUGAUUGCGGACAAACUGAAUAAGUUUCAAGUAGUGCUUCUGAACUUUUCAUUUUGAUGGACUGGUGC
Lymnaea stagnalis (great pond snail) is the source of this 12844-nucleotide messenger RNA. Lineage: Eukaryota; Metazoa; Mollusca; Gastropoda; Lymnaeidae. The record is from the annotation of a GenBank genome assembly.